This is a messenger RNA of Paraglomus occultum, 783 nucleotides long. Lineage: Eukaryota; Fungi; Glomeromycota; Glomeromycetes; Paraglomerales; Paraglomeraceae. The record is from the annotation of a GenBank genome assembly.
AUGUCUACUUUACGUAAUGCAUUACAUAGGCGUGAUCACAAAGAACGCGCACAACCUCUCGCUAGAGAGAAACGUGGUUUACUUGAGAAGCACAAAGACUACGUUCUUCGUGCUAAAGACUAUAAUUUUAAGCAAAAGAGAUUAAAAUCUCUAAAGGAAAAAGCGUUUUUUAGGAAUCCUGAUGAAUUCUAUUUCAAAAUGAUAAAUACGAAGACAAAGGGAGGCGUGCAUAUAGCUCAGAGGAAUGACGCAUACGCUGGUGAAGAUAUUAAACUGUUAAAGUCACAAGAUUUAAACUAUAUAAAAACUCAAAGAGAUAUUGGGAAUAAGAAAGUCGACAGGCUUUUAAAUGAUAUGAUCUUAUUGGACAACGGCGACGAAAUGAUUACCGCAGACAGUGAAGACGCAGAAACAAGCGUAAAACCAAAGCAUAUAAUAUUUGUAGAUAGCAAAGAAGAAGCUGCUAACUUCGACCCGGUGAAGCACUUUGGCACGCUUCCUGAAUUAAUCAAUCAAAAAUUUAACAGGCCUCGUGUAGAGACGCUAGAACAGGAAAGAGCAAUAGCGCCAGGAGACGACAUGAUUAUAAAAGAACUGAGGAAGGAACGUCUCGAGAGAUAUAAAGAGUUAUUAUCUCGAAUUGAGCGUGAUAAGAAGAUGAGUAAAUUGGAGCGAGAACUAGUUAUUCAGAAAGCAUUAAUGGGUAAAGGAAGACGUGUCAAGAUAGGUGAAGAUGCCAAUGGGUUGCCUAUAUACAAAUGGAAAUAUGAUAGGAAGAAAUGA